This is a messenger RNA of Endocarpon pusillum Z07020, 1734 nucleotides long. RefSeq lists its product as uncharacterized. Bases 1 to 1734 code for a protein of 577 amino acids. Gene Ontology annotation, biological process: transmembrane transport. Gene Ontology annotation, molecular function: transmembrane transporter activity. The transcript is spliced from 3 exons. NCBI's taxonomy places the organism in Eukaryota, Fungi, Ascomycota, Eurotiomycetes, Verrucariales, Verrucariaceae. The record is from RefSeq and is a predicted model, not a curated record.
AUGGAAUCUACUCACGCUCCAGCUCUGGAAUAUCCUGCACCUUCGGAGGUAGAGAAGGACCUCUCGUCGCACGACUCUUCCCACAGUUCUACAGCUUCAGACGCAGAGAAGGACUCAGCAUCUGCCAAGCAACAUGAUGGCAACUCCCUAUCACAACAGGUUUCGAGACAGUUGUCACACCAAUUAUCACGUAUUGCUACUUCUGAUUACCCAACUGGCCUCCGGCUCGCUAUGAUUGUGGUCGCACUCGUAUUGACCAUCUUCCUGAUGGCCAUUGAUAUGACGAUAGUGGCUACCGCCAUACCUCGCAUCACAGAUCAAUUUCAAUCCCUUGAUCAGGUUGGCUGGUACGGCUCGGCAUUUUUCUUGACCCUCGCUUCAUUUCAAUCGACAUGGGGCAAAGCAUACAAAUACUUUCCCCUCAAGCUUUCUUUCCUCGUCAGCAUUUUCGUCUUCGAGGUGGGCAGUCUCAUCUGCGCUGUGGCCAACAAUUCUACGACACUCAUUGUUGGGCGAGCCAUCGCCGGAGCAGGCGGGGCAGGCAUAGCUAGUGGAAGCUAUACCAUCAUCGCCUUCAGUGCUUCUGAGAAGCAGAGAGCAACUUAUAUUGGCCUUCUUGGGGCCGUCUAUGGCCUUGCCAGUGUCGUCGGACCACUGCUGGGUGGAGUCUUCACUGACAAAUUGAGCUGGAGAUGGUGUUUCUACAUCAACCUUCCCAUCGGUGGUGUUUCCGCUGCCGUCAUAGCCCUGUUUUUCACAGCACCACCGGCUGCGCGGCCUCAGAAAGCUAGCCUCAAAGAAAAGUUGCUCCAGAUGGAUCUCCCAGGCUCUUUGACCAUCAUGGCUGCUGUAGUUUGCUACCUUCUUGCCAUGCAAUGGGGCGGUACUUCGAAGGGAUGGUCGUCCGGCCCCGUCGUUGCCACCCUCGUCGUCUUUGGUGUCCUGGUCAUUGCCUUCGUUGGCAUCGAGUGGUACAGCGGUGACCGUGCACUCAUCCAGGCCCGCUUUCUCAAGGAUCGUACCAUCGCCGCACAAUCAGCCUUCGUCUGCUUGGCGUCGGGCCUCUUCUUCAUCGUGAUAUACUAUCUGCCCAUCUACUUUCAAUCAACUCGAGGCGCUUCUGCCGCAAGAUCAGGCAUCAACAACCUACCUCUUGUCCUGGGUGUCUCCCUCUUCACUGCCGUCUCUGGUGUCCUGAUAACAGUCUUUGGCCAUUACAUUCCUCUCAUGAUUGUCGGCUCAGCCAUCUCGACUAUCGGUGCAGGUCUUAUCUACACCCUCGAACGAGACACUGGCUCAGACAAAUGGAUUGGAUAUCAAGCCUUCGUUGGUAUUGGUCUUGGCCUCAUCUUCCAGAUACCAGUUAUUGUCAACCAGGCUCUCGUCAGCCCUUCUGAUCUCUCGUCCAUCACUGCGCAAACCCUUUUUUUCCAGACCAUUGGUGGUGCCUUCUUCAUCUCGGCCGCACAAGCAGCAUUUGCCAACAGACUGCUGGCCCGCGUUGUCAUUACAGCGCCCACCGUAGAUCCGGGACUGGUCCUCGCUACCGGUGCCACAGAGCUGAACGAUUACUUCAAUGCCGAGGAGCUUGAUGGCAUCAUAAUUGCCUACUUGGCUGGAUUGAAGAUGACUUUCGCGAUUGGAAUUGCGUGUGCUGGCGUUGCCUUCUUCCUAGCUUUCACACCAAGGUGGCAAAACUUGAAGGGCAAGGUGAAUCCGGGUGCUGCUGUAUGA